AUGGCACCUCUCCACCGCUGCGUGCCGGCACUGCGCCAGAUCAAGGCGGCCAACUUCGCCUUCAACCGCGCCGCCAUCGCCCGCACUGCUCCCCGCGCCGUCUUUGCUGGCCAGAGACGCUUCGAAAGCUCAAAGAACGAACCCACCACUUCCGCCUCGUCAGAACCUCACCAGCCUCACCCGGACUCUGGCACAAAGGGCCCCGAGGCUCCUGCUCGUAGAAUCAAAUACACCUCCGAAUCAUACCCGGACCUCAAGAGAGACCCCAAGUUUGCCGAGCUCACCGCUGAACACGUCCAAUGGUUCAAGGAUCUGUUAGGCAACGAGUCUGCCGUCCUCGAUGGUGUAUCCAAGGAUGCCUCUGAAGACAUUGAACCCUACAAUGCCGACUGGAUGCGCAAGUACAAGGGCCACACCAAGCUCGUCGUAAAGCCUGGAAACACCGAGGAAGUUAGCAAGAUCCUAAAGUACUGCAACGACAACAUGCUGGCCGUUGUUCCUCAAGGUGGCAACACCGGUCUUGUUGGUGGAAGUGUCCCCGUCUUCGACGAAAUUGUUGUAAACCUGGCCCGCUUGAAUGAGAUCCGCAGCUUUGACGAGGUCUCGGGCAUCCUGGUAGCAGACGCUGGUGUCAUUCUCGAGGUUGCCGACAACUACCUCGCCGAGAGAAAGCACAUCUUCCCCCUGGAUCUCGGUGCAAAGGGCUCGUGCCAGAUUGGUGGUAACGUUGCAACCAACGCCGGUGGUCUUCGUCUACUGCGUUACGGAAGCUUGCACGGUAACGUCCUUGGUAUCGAGGCUGUUUUACCUGACGGUACCAUCAUCAACAACUUGUCAAAGCUCCGCAAGGAUAAUACCGGCUACGACAUCAAGCAACUCUUCAUUGGCGCCGAAGGCACUAUCGGUAUGAUCACUGCUAUCUCUAUCCUCUGUCCUCAACGCAGUCAAGCAACAAACGUUGCAUACUUCGGUCUCGAGUCUUUCGAAAAGGUUCAGCAAGCCUUCACCGAAGCUAAGGGCAUGCUCGGCGAGAUUCUUUCUGCCUUUGAGCUUAUGGAUGGUCGUAGUCAGAACCUUUACAAGGGCGCUAGCGGCAACAGCUUGCCUCUUGAGAAUGAGCACCCCUUCUACUGCCUUGUCGAGACUUCUGGAAGCAACACCGACCACGACCAAGAAAAGCUCGAGGCCUUCCUCGAGCAUGUCAUGGGUGAGGAGAUUGUCAGCGAUGGUGUCGUCGCGCAGGAUCAGACUCAAAGCCGUGAGCUCUGGGGCUGCAGAGAAGGUGUUCCCGAGCAUCUCGGCCACUGGGGCGGUGUCUACAAGUACGACUUGUCGAUUCCCAUCAGCGAGAUGUACGCUCUGGUCGAGGAGACUCGUGCGAAGAUGGAGAAGGCUGGUCUGAUUGGUGACACUGAUGACUUCCCCAUCGUCGAUGUUGUUGGCUAUGGUCACAUGGGCGAUGCCAACCUCCACCUUAACGUGCCCGUACGCCGCUACGACAAAGCUGUAGAGAAGGAGCUCGAACCUUUUGUCUACGAGUGGGUGGCCAAGCGCAAUGGCAGUAUCAGUGCUGAGCACGGUCUGGGUAUUGCCAAGGCACCUUUCAUUGGAUACAGCCGUGACGAGACGAUGAUCAAGCUUAUGCGCCAGAUCAAGGAUCUUUAUGACCCUGUAAGUUUUCGAACUGCAUAUGCACAAUCUACAAGCUUACUGACAACCAUUGCANNGAAGGGCAUCAUGAACCCGUACAAGUUCCUGUCCGGUUAG
Molecule: messenger RNA, 1767 nt
Organism: Aureobasidium vineae
Lineage: Eukaryota; Fungi; Ascomycota; Dothideomycetes; Dothideales; Saccotheciaceae
Source: the annotation of a GenBank genome assembly